UGAGGGACGGACCAAACAUGGCGGCCCCCAAGGAAUGAUUCAUGCUGCCUGUUGACACCGGUCCAUCCUGCUUCUUGUCGCUGUCUUCAUAGUAGACUUCAGUCAUGUUCGCCAAGCCCUUCAAAGUGAAGUCCAACACGGUCAUGAAAGGCUCGGACAGGAGAAAGCUGCGAGCCGAUGCCGGCUCAUCGUUCCCUGCACUGAGCCCUGACAACCUGUCUGACCUAAUGCCGCCCAAAGAAGAGCUGAAUGUUGUAAAGGUGUACGCUCACAAGGGCGAGUCCCUGUCCAUCUACGUCCACAGCAAGAAUCCCAUCUGGUUUGAGUUGGAGAGAAAUCUUUAUCCGACAGUGUACACUCUAUGGACCUUCCCAGAUCUUCUCCCCGCUUUUACCACUUGGCCACCGGUACUUGAAAAAAUGGCUGGAGGAGCAGAUCUGAUGCUGCCAGGAGUUGUGGUGCCAUCUACAGGUCUCCCAGAGGUACUGCAGGGCCAACUGUGUGCAGUCAAUUUAGUGGGGAGCAGGGCUCCUGUAGCAGUUGGUGUGGCCACUAUGUCUACAAGAGAGAUGUUGGCAUCCGGAAUGAAGGGCAAAGGUGUCAAUAUUUUACACACGUACAAAGAUCAGUUGUGGGCUUCUGGUGACAAAUCAGGCCCUCCAGUCAUUACUGCGGUCAUUACUCCCAUGGAGACAGAGGCUGCACGUGAAGGAGAGCAGGAGGAACAGUUAGUCUCUCACAAUUCGGUAUUCGAAACAUCCAUACCUGAAACACAACUGGAAAAUUUGUACCUGGUUGAAGUAGCAGCUGAAGCAUGUCACAAGGGUGAAGACCUGGCAGCAGAUGAGAGACAUGAAACACAGGACUCUGAAGAUUGUCACCAAUCUCCACAAGAGGUCAUGGACAACUUACUCAAUCAGUGCUUCUUCCAUGCUUUGAAGUUCAAGGUGAAGAAGUCAGACCUUCCACUGCUUACCAGCACCUUCCUAAGAAAUUACCUUUUCUCCUGUUGCCCUGAAGGACAGCAAGUGGAUAUUAAGAAGUCCAGUUACAAAAAGCUCUCCAAGUUCUUACAGGUUAUGCAGCAGCGUAAGAUUCUGCAGGUAAAGGAGCUCAGUAAAGGAGUGGAGAGUAUCGUGGCGGUGGACUGGAAGCACCCAGACAUCAGGUCUUAUGUUGCCUCAGUUUCAGAGCCACCUGCAGAAGACAUGGAUGGUGGAGCAGAGCAUUUGUAUCAACCACCUGAAAUUCUCACUCUGUAUGGAAUUUCUGCCAAGAUGUUGCCUCUGUUCCAGGAAUCGGGCCACAGGAAAGGUGACCUCCUAACUCAGAGCGAUGUCAGAAGUAUGAUCAUCUCUUAUGUCAAGACUAAUGAACUUGUCCACCCUGGAAACAAAAACUUUGUGACGGUUAACCCUGUGAUAUGCGACUGCUUGCUGGAUAAAUCUGAGCAGCAUGACAUUACUUUUCUCAAGUGGGACGACAUGGUCACAAGGUGUCUAGAAAGAAUGCAGCAUUCAUAUCAAGUCACCUUCCCCGGGUGCUCUCCUGUUAUUCGGAAGGGCAACAUUGAGCACAUUGACAUCAGCGUGGCACAAAGGGGUUCAAACAAAAAGGUAACAAUGAUUAAGAACCUGGAGUCGUACGGCUUGGAUCCCUCAUCCUUUGCCAGCUUGUUACAGCAAAGAGUUCAAGCCAGUGCCACCUGCGCCGCACUGCCAGGAGCAAAAGACAGAGUCCAGGUGCAGAUUCAGGGGAACCAGGUGUCACAAAUAGGGAAGCUGCUGCUAGAGCAUUUCAAGAUUCCUCGGAAGUAUGUGAAUGGAUUAGACCUGUCAGCUAAAUCCAGCAAGAAGAAAUGAAAUAAACCCAUUCCCUAUUA
Molecule: messenger RNA, 1882 nt
Organism: Bufo gargarizans (Asiatic toad)
Lineage: Eukaryota; Metazoa; Chordata; Amphibia; Anura; Bufonidae
Gene: EIF2D
Product: eukaryotic translation initiation factor 2D
Exons: 15
Coding region: 105-1862 (585 amino acids)
Biological process (GO): formation of translation preinitiation complex; translational initiation
Molecular function (GO): translation initiation factor activity; RNA binding
Source: RefSeq, a predicted model, not a curated record